GGGGAGAGAGAGAGAGAGAGAGAAUUGGGGUUGUUAGGGUUUGCUAGAGGAUGUCGACGGCGGCGACGUAUGAAGUGCCUGAAUCUCCGGCGAAGAAGGCUAAGAUGACGUCAGAGAAGACGACGAUGACGGUGACGAUAGAGGAGGGGAGACGUGUCUACGGCGUUGAGGAUGAUGAGGACGAGAUCUACAACGAUGGUCUCCAUAUGAUGACCGACGAAGAGCUGGAUCGCUACUGCGAAGCUGUCACGCGCAGCGAUGGAUUUGAGGUUCCUGAGUUCCCUAAUGUUAUUGCUUUCGGUCUCAUCAUACCCUAUAUAAAUGAUCUCCCCACGGUGUGCAUGGAGAAAAUUCUUAAAUAUGCCCGCUUUGCCAUCGAUCGCCAAAACGAAGAGAGAGUGAAAGAGGGUGCCAGGGAACUCCAUCUCGAUAUCACGAGAAUCGUCAACUGUAAUGUACAGGUCGCUUGCCCUCUCAACUAUUACAUCACUUUCGAGGCGAAAGAUCUUGACACAAAUGAGCUCGAUCAGUAUGAAGCCAAGGUGGUCACCAGUGUCCCUGGUGACGACGAAGAUGACGAUGAGGUUCCAAUCUUUAGGAAAAAGCCCAAACCAACUAAUCCACCAGUGCCCACAGAGCAUGGACCAAGCGACUCAAAUCGCGCAGUUAGGGACCCAAGCAAAGUUUGUGAGACCUGAAGUUGGGACCAAGGGGCAAGGGAGGGGAAGAUUGCGAAGGAUAAGAAGGGGAUUCUGAGAUAUGUCUUGAGAGUGGAGACCCAAACCUAGAAUCAAAAUCAACAAUUGCAUGAAAAUUCAAGACAGACCAUGAGUGUGGUCUGCGCCACACCAGGGUGUGACAGAAUCUGCCCUGUCUGCCAUGGGUGUGGUCUGCGCCACACCAGGGUGUUGCAGAGUUUGCCCUGUUUGUCAUGAGUGUGGUAUGCGCCACACCAGGGUGUGGCAGACUCGUUUUAGAAUUCUACACUGUUUGGGAUUGUGUUUUGUUAUAAAUAGAAACACGUCCCUUUAGGGUUUAAGAGAGAAAAAGAGCACGAAAAAAAGAGGGUUUUGAUGGCUCUUUGAGGUUAGAAAUCUUAGAGAGAGAGAGGCCAAUUGCAAGCAUUGUAAUCUUCUUGAAGUAAUCAAAGAAUUGUGUGGUGUGGCUCCCGAGGGC
This is a messenger RNA of Asparagus officinalis (garden asparagus), 1176 nucleotides long. RefSeq lists its product as uncharacterized. NCBI's taxonomy places the organism in Eukaryota, Viridiplantae, Streptophyta, Magnoliopsida, Asparagales, Asparagaceae. Bases 51 to 698 code for a protein of 215 amino acids. The transcript has 4 exons. The record is from RefSeq and is a predicted model, not a curated record.